AUGAAGGCGACAAUUAUAACACCAGGGGAGACGUAUCGCAUUUUAGCGCCCGCAUCGUCGUUGCACAAAUACUUGACAGACAGCUACUGGUGCUCUGCGAUGGAAGAGGUAUGCGAGGGAAAACUAGACGGUGUUGCAGUGCGUUAUACCGGGCAGCAGUUGGUGCUUCUGCAGUUCCGCCCAAAGCAACUGUCCCCUGCAGGCUACCGGUAUCCCAUUUCCAUGUCUAUUCCUGUGGAGUAUUUGGUCCCCAUAUCUACUGAGGAAUCGACGGAGGAUCACAAUAUUUGCAAACAUGAUACCAAUUACGGUACAAAGGAGUCAACUUUUUUGGGCUCGGGGUUUGCGCCACUGUGUGUUGUUUGCGGGAGAUAUAAUGUACCGGGUAUGGUGUUGAGGCACCAUGGCUAUAAAUGCCCCGAAUGCGUGGGCCACAAGUCGACACGCAAAUUGCGCAUGGAGGGUGCACGGCGGCGCUGA
Molecule: messenger RNA, 480 nt
Organism: Trypanosoma brucei brucei TREU927
Lineage: Eukaryota; Euglenozoa; Kinetoplastea; Trypanosomatida; Trypanosomatidae
Exons: 1
Coding region: 1-480 (159 amino acids)
Source: RefSeq, a predicted model, not a curated record